UAAGGACCCGCAUUUUUCAUUAAAGCUGGUAAAAAGGUUGCACAUGGUUGGAGAAACAUCUUACCCCGUCAUCCAUGAUUAGAGACAAAGCUUUCCUAUUCACAUAGGUUCAAUGACGUGUAUAAAAUGAAAGACAAUCCUCAAACAGUAGAAAGAUGGCGACAUUCUAUGAUAAACAAUAACAAGCGAUUAUCUCGUGUUGCGGUAAAUGGCAUUCCAUACAAAUCUAGCACACGAGCUAUGAUAUCAAAAGUCAACAAAGAAGAAGCAUCAAACCGUGCCAGUGCAGUGUAAGUUUAAAAAGCAACAAUGACAAAAGUAAAGUUUGGCAGCCUUUUGCUACUUUUUCAAGGAAUAUUAUUGAAUCUUUGUGUUGUGUUUGUUGAUUAUGGCGAUGAUUUUUUACCAUCCGAUCCUAAAUCACGGGAGAAUCAUAAAAAGCCUCAAUAUAAAUCACCAGUAUUUCAAGAUGUCCAUGUGAUGGUUUUUCUUGGGUUUGGAUUAAUUAUUACCUUUUUAAGAAGAUACAGCAGGGGAAUGUUGGUUCACUCUUUUCUGAUUGGUGGAGUAGUGAUACAAUGGGCAACACUACUACAGGGACUGUUCUCAAUGGAAAAUAGAAAAGUGUUGUUGACCUUAUCUAGGAUGUUAAAUGCUGACUAUGCAGUUAUGGCAGUUCUAAUAUCAUUUGGUGCUUUAAUGGGAAAAUGUAACUCUCUUCAACUUCUAAUCACUGCGAUGCUUGAGACUUUUUUUUUUGCUGUAAAUGAAGCAAUAUUAUUACGAUAUCUGGGUGUCUCAGACAACGGACGUGCAAUCGUAGUCCACAUUUUUGGUGCUUAUUUUGGCUUAGCAGUUUCAAGGAUGAUUUUCUCUCGGAAAGUAUGUAUGAGUCAGGCACUUUCCAUGUCAAGCAAGUCAGAAAUGUAUUCUUUUAUUGGAACUCUAUUUCUUUGGGUUUAUUGGCCAUCGAUGAAUGCUGCUUUUGUAAGCGGAUCAGCUCAUAACCGUGCAAUAGCAAAUACGUAUUUUGCUUUGGCAGCUAGUUGUUUAUCAGCAUUCUCAUUUACCGUCUUACAAAGCAAAGAAAGUAAAUUUAACAUUUUACAUCUUCAAAAUGCGACGUUAGCAGGUGGAGUGUCUAUUGCAGCUGUGGCUGCAAUGCUUCUGAAACCUUGGUAUGCUAUCAUUAUCGGGGUUGUUGGUGCAUUAUCUUCCGUUUUAACAUAUAAAUUCAUAGUGCCAGCAUUGAGAAGGCAUUUAAAAAUACAUGAUACACGUGGUAUCCAUGCCGCUCAUGGUGUUCCUGGAAUCGUGAGUGCUCUCGCUAGUAUCGUUGUUGCUAUCAUGGCUAAUGAAAGUAAAUUUAAAGCCAGUCUAUACGACAUGUACCCAGCUCGUGUCCCCAAACAGAAUACAACGCAAUAUCUGGAACUUCAAAAAUUUAGUUCUUUUCCGCCUGGUGAAGGUAGAACAGCUCUCAUGCAGGGCAUGUAUCAACUUGGCGGUUUGGUGUGCACACUUGCCGUCGCCAUCUUUGGCGGAGCAUUAACAGGGUUUAUUAUUAGAAUAAAAUUCUUUGAACCUGUGAAGGUGAACGACGCUUUUGACGACCAUGUGGACUUUGACGAGGCCAAUUGUAUCGACGUUUCGUCCGAACCCGAGUAUGAAGACGAUGACGAACGUCACCAUGAUAGUAUUAAUGGAACGACGCGACUUAUAGACGAUCACCAUAGUGAUAUAGUUGCUGAUAAUAACGUCAAUAUGACGCAUUUCGAAAGUAAACGAAGCAGCGUAGCUAAUAGCAUCGACCGUAGUUUGCAAAAUUUACAUGGGUCAAAAGGCAGCUAUCAUAUAUUAAAUGAAACUGCAGGACCUGUUGAUGAGGAUGCAGAUAAAGCGGAGGGUGAAUGGAUCGCACCACCACCACCAUCACUUUUACUUGAUGGUUUGGAACCAAAUCAGCCUAAUGAGAAUGGGAUAGAGAUGAAACCGUUAGUUGUGAUGAAUGAGAAACCUCCUCUUGAUGACAAAGCUACUGACAUUAAUGCCAUAAAGUCCUAAGGUACCUCAGGAAAAAAAACUUUUGCAGAAAUUUUUAUUUUUAUUUUUUAGGAGCAUUUAAUUGUAACUACUUUUUGUAUAAAAUUAUUUUUAUAUUUUGUUUUUUAAUUUCAUUUUUUUCCCUAAAAUUUUGUAGAAAUAUGCUUUUGCUCCUCAGUUUACUCGUAAUGUUUUUUUUUCAGCAACAACAACAGUAUUCGCCGUAAUUUUUAUUUUUAAGCAUUUUCUGAAAUAAUGUUAUUGUUAUAUAUAAUGUUAUAUAAUGACAUUAAUGUUAUUUUAAUAGAUUGUAUUUUUUUAUUUAUGUCAUUUUUAUUCCAAUGACGAAAAAUUUAUUUUGAUACUUCCUUGCGUGUUGACAUUGUAUUUAUAUCUGUAUAUAAAGCGUGGUUAUGUUGAACAAGAAACUCUUGUAUUUAUUUGUUUUGGGAACUUAGGAUUAGUAUUUUUUUAUUUGCACAGAAUAAUUCAACCUUUUAUAAGUAGCUAGCUUAUGUAUUUCUGGUACUAAAUAUUCAAAAUUGAGCAUAAAUUGUUUUCUUCGCGAUAGUAGGAUUAUUUUAUAAAAGAACAUAUAAAAUUUACAAUAAAAUACACAAUAAAAUUGAGCAUGUUUUGGAAAUGUCAGCAGUUGAUAAACAAAUAUGAAGAAACGGGGUGGUUAAUUAGUGGAAGAUUUAAUAGGUGGCGAGUAAUACUACAAAACUAGACAUCGUUAAGUUUUGCACAUUUUCAAAUGUAGAUUAACAAUUUGUUAAAAAAAUGUUAAGUAUCUUGCCUAAAAAGUUGUAACAAGGUAUGUAUAGCAGGAUUUAACAUUUUAUGUGAAGAAAAUGUGAAAAAAUCGUCAAAUUGAGAUUAUUUCCCUUAUGCCGAAUAAAGAAGAUUUUUAAAAACAACUUUCAUCAAGUGGGUUAUAAGAUUAUUAUUUUUGACAAAAUAAUUGAAUGUAAAUGAACGCUAUAUAUAUAUUUAAUACUCAGAUAUCAAAAUAUUGCCUUUCCUAAAAUAGACAUUAAUGUUAUUUUAAUAGAUUGUAUUUGUAUUAUUUGUGUCAUUUUUAUUCCAAUGACGAAAAAUUUAUUUUGAUACUUGCUUGCGUGUUGACAUUGUAUUUAUAUCUCUAUAUAAAGCGUUGUUAUGUUGAACAAGAAACUCUUGUAUUUAUUUGUUUUGGGAACCUAGGAUUAGUAUUUUUUAUUUGCACAGAAUAAUUCAACCUUUUGUAAGUAACAGUCGCAUAUAUAUCUUUUGUACGAAAUAUUAAAAAUUGAGCA
Molecule: messenger RNA, 3341 nt
Organism: Hydractinia symbiolongicarpus
Lineage: Eukaryota; Metazoa; Cnidaria; Hydrozoa; Anthoathecata; Hydractiniidae
Product: ammonium transporter Rh type A-like
Exons: 9
Coding region: 310-2064 (584 amino acids)
Biological process (GO): ammonium transmembrane transport; ammonium homeostasis
Cellular component (GO): plasma membrane
Molecular function (GO): ammonium channel activity
Source: RefSeq, a predicted model, not a curated record